GGCGGGGAAAGCAAAAAGUUAAAGAGACAGAUCGAGUGUCGUCUUAUAAAAGAGUAAUGAUUUUAUCUAGAAUCUAGAAUAUCUGUAUUGAAACAAAUGGAUUAAAAAAGGAUAGUCUUUUAAAACCUCAUCAAUACAAUCCUGGAAGCAGCAUUAUGGAGCAGUAUAGAGAGCCAUUCGUAGAAGGCUGGGAAUUUGUUCAAACUUUAGGUGAAGGUGCUUAUGGAGAGGUAAAGCUGGCUGUUUGUCGCGCCACAAUGGAGUGUGUUGCUGUAAAGAUAAUACAUCUGACAGAUAGCUCUGUGGAAGAAAAUGUCAGAAAAGAGAUUUGUGUACACAAAAUGUUGGAUCACAGAAACAUCAUUAAGUUUUAUGGGUACAGAAAAGCCAAUGAUAUUCAAUAUUUAUUUCUGAAAUAUGCUAGUGGAGGAGAACUCUUUGACAGAAUAGAACCUGAUAAAGGCAUGAAGUUGCGAGAUGCACUCAAAUACUUUCAUCAGUUGAUUGAAGGCGUUGAAUACCUACACAGCAGAGGAGUCUGCCAUCGUGAUUUGAAACCUGAAAAUUUACUUCUUGAUGAAAACGAUGUAUUACAAAUAACAGACUUUGGGAUGGCUACAGUGUUCCGGUACAAGGGUGCGGAGAGAGAAGUCAGUCGGAUGUGUGGGACCAAACCUUACACGGCUCCAGAGGUUCUGAAAGGCGUGCCCUACAGGGCGGAGCCUGCAGACAUUUGGUCCUGUGCUAUUAUUCUAGUCACUUUACUAGCAGGCGAACUGCCCUGGGAUGUCCCCAUUAUGAGAGACAGACUUUACAGACAAUGGAGAGAGAAAUGCAUAACUAAAGAGCCUUGGAACAAAAUGGACACACUAGCUUUGUCCUUGUUUAGGUCUGUGUUAGUAGAGGAUCCCAAGAGAAGGUACACACUGGAACAGAUUAAAAAACAUCAGUUUUACAAUAAGAGAUUUAUGCUUUCAGAAGAUGAAAACACAUCAAGCACAACUAAACAGAUCAUGAGUAAUUCUAUUAUGGAUGAGCAUGGGCAUCUGUCUUCUCCUCAGGGGAUUUUGUCACAGCCAGAAAGGUCCAACAAUGAGAACUCAUUGUCUCCCCUGGCCGAAGUUCGCCAUCCCAUGAGCUUCUCUCAGCCUGCCCAAUCAGAUGAUUUGUUACUUAGCUCUCAGAUGCAGUGUACACCAGCCACUUCUCAGACUCCAUUCCAAAAAUUAGUGAAGAGAAUGACAAGGUUCUUUGUGCUUACAACACGUCAAGAAACCAUCAAAGAAAUGUCUGAGUUUCUGGAAUCUCAUGGCUAUGGUGUCAAGAAAAACUCCAACGUACAGCUUACAAUCAGCACUGUAGACAAGACGAAGUCGCGACUGAUUUUUAAAAUUUGUGUCAUUGAGAUGGCUGGCAACCUGCUGGUGGACUUCAGGUUGUCUAAGGGUGAUGGUCUGGAAUUCAAAAGACACUUUGUGAAGAUCAAAGACAAACUGCGUCACAUCAUCCGCAAGACUCCACCCAGCUGGCCACUGGGUAUGUCGUGUGAGAUGGAAUCAACUUCAGAAAAACAUCCCGACAGCGCCUCAGUCUCCCUCUCUGAGAGGCUUGGCACUUCUGAACUUUUAUCCACGUCAGGUUCGAGUAAAACCUCACACCUUGAACAAUCUCCGAACACAGCCACAUCAUCAAAACAGUUGCAGAAACAGCCUGUGUCUAGGAGAGAGACUAAAGAAAAACCGGCCAAACGAGCAAAGCUGGAAGACAAUGAAAGUGCGGCAGAUAAAGAAGUUUACCAGUCCACAAGAAGUAGUUUACAGAGGAGUACAACUAUGUGAUACUGUUGGUGACUUAGUUUCAUAGUUAGUUCAUUUCAUUAAUUAAAUCACCUGCAUUUAAGUAUUAAUUUCAUAUUUAAAUAUUAAUAUGCUUAAGUUACUGUAUGUUAUAAUUUCUGCUGACUUUAUGUGUUGAUUGAUGAUGAGGGAUGAAA
Messenger RNA from Physella acuta, 1993 nucleotides. Its product is annotated as serine/threonine-protein kinase Chk1-like. Gene Ontology annotation, molecular function: protein serine/threonine kinase activity; ATP binding. The record is from RefSeq and is a predicted model, not a curated record. NCBI's taxonomy places the organism in Eukaryota, Metazoa, Mollusca, Gastropoda, Physidae. Gene Ontology annotation, cellular component: cytoplasm. Gene Ontology annotation, biological process: intracellular signal transduction; protein phosphorylation.